Molecule: messenger RNA, 2097 nt
Organism: Lampris incognitus (smalleye Pacific opah)
Lineage: Eukaryota; Metazoa; Chordata; Actinopteri; Lampriformes; Lampridae
Product: small conductance calcium-activated potassium channel protein 1-like
Exons: 9
Coding region: 1-2097 (698 amino acids)
Biological process (GO): potassium ion transmembrane transport
Cellular component (GO): neuron projection; plasma membrane; neuronal cell body
Molecular function (GO): calmodulin binding; small conductance calcium-activated potassium channel activity
Source: RefSeq, a predicted model, not a curated record
AUGGAGCCCUCCCCCUCUAUGAACUUGUCAAUGGUGGAUGGAGAUGAGGCGGAAGACCAGUGUCCCCUCCUCCCGGCCCGAAUGGUACUUCCACCUCAAACCUGUGCUCCCCACUGUGGUAUACACCAUACUACAGCCCAAACAGGUGGGGAUCACACAGUCUGGCUUGACCGGACCCAAGCCAUGGCUACCACACCUAUGUACAACGGCUACCUCUAUAUUUCGCCCUCGCCCCAUUCCCAUAAGAGGGGAGAUAAAGCAAAGGGCAAGGAAGCCCGCAAAGACAAGAAAAAUGAGAAAAAGUCAGUUGGAGGUCGACAGGACCCGGGCCACAAGGACCGCAACCAGCCAUGUCAAGCCAAAAAGACAGCAACUCAUAGACACCAGGAGAGUGUCACCUCCUUCACCGACAUCCCCAUGGCUCCUUGUGGCUCACCCUACAAGGUUCCCUGCAGAUCCCACGUUGACCUUAAGGACACAGAGAGCAAAGAGGAGGUUGGCGAUGGCAGGUGUUUGAGGUCGGGUAGCGUUUCUGUGGAGAUGCAAAACCCUCUGAGUCUCCCGGAGAUCAUCAUCACCACCAAAGACGAUGACGUCGAGUCGCAGAGCUACAGCGAGAUGCCCCAGUUUCACCAAGACCUUGGCCUGUCUGAGGGCAAGGGUCUUCUACCUGGAGCUGAGUGCACCGGUCUGAACCCUGAUCUCAGCCCAAGCCCAAGUCCAGAAACAAAAGACGACAUCAAAGACGACCAGUACUGGAAGACCCACAACAUCGGUUGGCGGCUGCUCCACAGGAGGGCCCUGUUUGAGAGGAGGCAGUGGCUGAACGACUGUGCCCUGGCGGUGGGCGUGUUUGGAGUGGUGGUGAUGGUGAUGGAGACAGAGCUAUCCUGGAGCGUCUACAGCAAGAGCUCCAUCUAUUCCCUUGCCCUAAAGUCUGUGAUCAGCUUGUCUACGGUCAUCUUGCUUGGUCUCAUCAUUGCAUACCACUGCUGCGAGGUGCAGCUAUACAUUCAUGACAGUGGUGCGGAAGACUGGCGGAUUGCCAUGACAUCUGAACGCGUGGCCCUGAUUGCCCUGGAGCUGGCAGCGGUGGCGGUCCAUCCGUACCCGGUGGGUCUGCUCAGCUACUUCCAGAAGAUCUCGAGGUCCUCGUCGCUCUCGGAGACGGAGCUGGAGAUCAUGCUGGCACUGCCCAUGUUCCUGAGGCUGUACCUGCUGGGCCGGGCUAUGAUGCUGCACAGUCGGCUCUUCACUGACACAGCAUCACGCAGCAUUGGAGCACUCAACAAGAUACACUUCAACACACGUUUUGUGGGGAAAACGCUAAUGACAACCUACCCCGGGACCGUCCUGAUGAUUUUCAGUGUUUCCCUGUGGAUCGUGGCAGCUUGGGGCUUACACGUUUGUGAGAGACACCACAACUACAAGGACCUGAGCAGCAACUACAUGGAGGCCUUGUGGAUGGUGUCUGUCACCUUCUUGUCCAUUGGCUACGGGGACGUCGUGCCUCACACCUACUGUGGUCGGAGCAUCUGUCUGCUCACAGGAAUAAUGGGAGCAGGUUGCACAGUGUUGGUUGUGGCUGUGGUUGCCAGGAAACUGGAGCUGACUCGGGCAGAGAAACAUGUCCACAACUUUAUGAUGGACUCCCACAUCUCUAAGAGGAUAAAAAUUGCAGCAGCAAACGUGCUGAGGGAGACUUGGCUUAUCUACAAACAUACUAAGCUGUCAAGGGAACGAGACCACACCAGAGUCCGCAUGCAUCAGCGGAAGCUGCUGUUGGCUAUCCAGCAGCUGCGUAGCAUGAAGAUGGAGAAGAGAAAACUGGCAGACCAGGCCAACACAUUAGUUGACCUCUGCAAGAUGCAGAACCUGAUGUACGACGUGCUGUCAGAGGUGCAGAGCUGCCGAGGCGAACUGGACGCCCACAUACACGGCCUUGAGAAAAACGUAGCAGAGCUGAGGGAGGGCUUUAGGAGCCUGAUGCCGCUGCUCUCCAAUACCUUGUCCACACAGAACUCCUCCAUCCGCCACCUCCUCAGAGAGAGGGAGGUGCAGGCGGAGACUACAAAUAUGAACGGGGGUGACGGGUAG